AAACCCUAACGAGCCUUGGUAUAUAAAAGGUGCGGCUUGCUUUCCGCGUCUCUUUCUUUUACCCGAGCGGACGAACUAAAGCUUGCAGAGAUCUUCGUUUGAUCCCGGAGAAAUCGCAGCAAUGGCGGAAAAGGCAGUCACCAUCAGAACCCGAAAAUUCAUGACCAACAGACUUCUCUCCAGGAAGCAGUUCGUUAUUGAUGUUCUUCACCCUGGAAGAGCAAAUGUUGCAAAGGUUGAGCUGAAGGAGAAGCUAGCAAGGAUGUAUGAGGUCAAGGACCCAAAUGCGAUCUUUGUUUUCAAAUUCAGAACCGCAUUUGGAGGCGGUAAAUCUUCCGGCUUUGGUUUGAUCUACGACUCUGUCGAGAGCGCAAAGAAAUUCGAACCCAAGUACAGACUUAUCAGGAAUGGACUUGACACCAAGAUCGAGAGAUCAAGAAAACAGAUGAAGGAAAGGAAGAACCGCGCGAAGAAGAUCCGUGGUGUUAAGAAGACAAAGGCUGGUGAUCCCAAGAAGAAUAUCCUAUCCGAAUUCCUAGAAUCGCGUUUACGGAAACACACUUUAGAGACUUUGGUUGGGCCCGAGAGACGUCAGGGCACAACUGACCGCAAUAAUAAGCAAGUGCGUGUAGGAGUGGGAGCUCAAGGAGCCACAUCUCUUCUCCUCGAAUCUUUUGCGUCUUGUUUCGUGGAGAUGACAUCGGACCACCGCGACGACGCUGCUUUCUCUCUGGAAUCGCCGGAUCUGGAGGAAGGAGGUGUUGGGGAUGGAGGAGAGUCUGAUACCGACGAGGAUUUGCGGGAGAACGAUGAUGUGGUCAUGCCUGCCGAGGACGACGAUCCCGAAGAAGAAGAGCUGAAUUCGCCGUCUACAUCGUCGCUCCCCAUGGUUUCCACGGUCUCGGCGACUGCGGUCGUUUCCGGGAACGCGACGACUUCCCCUACAGGCGCCGUGACCGUUGCGCUUCCGGCUGGAUCCGCCGUACCCGUCUCCGUAAUUCCGGUUGACUCCGAUCCCAAAUGGCACCGCAUGACGGAGAUCGUCCAUCAGAGACCGCCGAUCGACGACUCCAGACGCCUUUUCCAGAGGCUGUGGACUGAUGAGGACGAGAUCGAGCUCCUCCGUGGCUUCCUCGACUACAUAACGUCGCACCGAGGCAGCAGCUCGCAUCCGCCGGACACGGCGCCGUUUUACGAGCAGAUAAAGUCGAAGCUUCAGCUUGAUUUCAACAAGAACCAGCUGGUGGAGAAGCUCCGGCGACUGAAGAAGAAGUACCGGAAUGUGAUGAGCAAGAUCAGCUCCGGCAAAGAGGGUUCGAAGACAACAACGUGAUGGAUUUCGAGGAAACCAAUAACAAUCACCAUGGAAAUGGUAACUACGCAGCCUUUAACAGCCCCAGCUCUAAUCCUGCUCUCGAGAUCGAUUCCGAAAACGGAGCCGAGAGGAAGCUGACCAUGAGCAGCACAAGCGGGUCCAGAAAACGAUCAAGAUCAAGAAUUGGGAAGAUUGAGGAAGACAACAAACCCAUCACUCCCUCUGAUGCGCAAAUACCAAAUGCAGCCACAAAUGUCAACCUCAAUGAAUCUGCCGGAAUUGGUGGAAACCUCGGUGGUCUGAUCGAAGAGACUGUGAAAAACUGUGUAUCUCCUGUGAUCAAGGAGAUGAUGAACGGGACAGCAAGCAUGAUGAUGGCUGCGAUGGGAGGGUUUUCAGGCGGCGGUGGUGCUGCUGCUCAUGGCUUUGGCUCAUUAAGCCCCAUGUUUACACGGCCGUUGGGUUAUGGUGUAGAAGGAGGAGGAAACAAGGCAGUGGCGGAUGAGCGGUGGAGGAAACAACAGAUUCUGGAGCUGGAAGUGUAUUCAAGGAGAUUAGAGUUGGUUCAAGAGCAGAUUAGAGCGACACUGCACGAUUUAAAGACGAUGCCGAGUGGUGGAUGAUGAAGCAAGCAAGAAGAAUAAGACGAUGACGACGACGACAAAGACAAAUAACCAGUUAGGUUGAUAUUUGAUAUCUCUGAGUUAAACCUUCUGGGGGGUGUGUGUGGUGAGUAUAGUUUAUGAGAUUUGAAUCUUUUUCAGUUAUAAAUCUGCUAAGGUAUUGUGAUUUUUCUCUAGGGGUUUUCAUCAUUUUGGAUUUUUUCUUCUUCUUAAAUUAUUUGUCAAUAGGGAUGAAUCAUAGGGGUGGGGGUUUGUGUAUAACCUUUGUAUUAGAUUAUAGUUUUCUCCUAGGCUCAUUUGUUCAAUAACAAACAGACUUCUACUUAUUUUUCUUUUCUUAGAAAAAAAAGCAAUAUUUUUAAACUUUGUGGCUGCUAAUCUCAUCUUUGUUUAAAUAAAAUGUUACUAUGUAAUACCGUAUUUGUUUCGCCUUUUGUUUGUUUCUUGCUAUUCCCUCC
Thlaspi arvense is the source of this 2396-nucleotide messenger RNA. Lineage: Eukaryota; Viridiplantae; Streptophyta; Magnoliopsida; Brassicales; Brassicaceae. The record is from the annotation of a GenBank genome assembly.